Molecule: messenger RNA, 564 nt
Organism: Fukomys damarensis (Damara mole-rat)
Lineage: Eukaryota; Metazoa; Chordata; Mammalia; Rodentia; Bathyergidae
Gene: Tyrobp
Product: transmembrane immune signaling adaptor TYROBP
Exons: 5
Coding region: 63-398 (111 amino acids)
Biological process (GO): negative regulation of transforming growth factor beta1 production; regulation of immune response; negative regulation of B cell proliferation
Cellular component (GO): cell surface; membrane
Molecular function (GO): signaling receptor binding; phosphatidylinositol 3-kinase binding
Source: RefSeq, a predicted model, not a curated record
UUCACUUGCUUGGACUACACCACAUCCACUGGCCCCUGGACUGUGGUGUCCGGCACGAUAUCAUGGGGGGCCUGGAACCCUUCUGGCAGCUUCUACUCCUUCCUCUCCUUCUGACUGUGGCGGGUGUCAGUCCUGUCCAGGCUCAGAGUGGAUGCAACUGCACCCCCAUGAGCGCUGGGGUGCUAGCGGGGAUCGUGCUGGGGGACCUGGUGCUGACCCUGCUCAUUGCCCUGGCUGUGUACUCUCUGGGCCGACUGGUCCCUCGGGGGCGAAAGACCGCCCAAAUGGCCCGGAAGCAGCCCAUUACUGAGACAGAAUCACCUUAUCAGGAGCUCCAAGGCACAAGGUCAGACAUCUACAGCGACCUCAACACGCAGCGGCAGCCAUAUUACAAAUGAGUCCAAAUUACACCUCUCAACAACCUGAUGCCUGGAUCCAGCCACUUCUGAUGCCCACACAACACCUCAUUUCUACUCCUACUGGGAUACAGAUCCACAGAGUGCCCUCCCUGAGCUACCAGAUCUCUCCUCAAUAUUGCCCCCAAAUAAACAAUGGAGCACAAAA